Messenger RNA from Xiphophorus maculatus (southern platyfish), 9612 nucleotides. RefSeq names its product cartilage intermediate layer protein 2 (gene cilp2). Bases 548 to 4294 code for a protein of 1248 amino acids. The record is from RefSeq and is a predicted model, not a curated record. The transcript is spliced from 9 exons. Lineage: Eukaryota; Metazoa; Chordata; Actinopteri; Cyprinodontiformes; Poeciliidae.
GAAGGAAACAGACACGUGCACACACCUGUUCGCAGGACAAAUAUAACAACUCUGUUGCAAAGGAGGCUCGAACCCACAAGCAAUAAAAGAGCAAAUACCUAAAUUAAGCUGCAGUUGAGUCAGAAAGAUGAAAUAUGAGAUAUGGAUUUGAACAAAGAGGAAAGCAACCUCUUAGUUUUUGGCAACUCCAGCCACUCAAACGCCCACUGACUGCGUUCAUCUUUCUCCUCUCUCCCCCUAGCAGGCCCUUGUCGUUUCUUUUUUUCUUCUGGACAAUGAUAUGGGGGACCCAGAUGUUAAAUUCCACUAACCAAUGGUAAAGAGAGAGGGGCUGGAUUGGUGUGCACUCCUGAUGCCCCUUCUUUUAAAAAGCUCCUGUCUCCAACCCACAUGAGGAGGAGACACGGCGAGACUCUGCAGGACCGGCAGCAUCACCCACACCUGAGGAUCUGAAGCCCACUUACCCUGACCAAGUGCUGCAGAACCAGUUGUUCGCUUCGUCUUCAUCUUGUAUCCAUGCCGACUCCGUGAUCACACCAUCAGCACAAUGUUGGAAUUAACUAAGCUGCCACUACUGCUCUCUUUUCUGGCCUCAGUGGCUCUAGGUCAAGGCUUAAGGACCAGGAACCCAUCAGACAGGAGCAAAAGAGUGGUUUUCAAUACAUUCACGGACUCACAAACAACAGGUGUGACUGAGUGGACAUCUUGGUUUAACAUCGACCAUCCUGGUGGGAAUGGAGACUACGAGCGCCUGGAAGCAAUUCGUUUCUACUACAGAGAGAGGGUUUGUGCUCGGCCCACGGCCAUGGAGGCCCGCACCACAGACUGGGUGGCAGCUGCAGACACUGGUGAAGUGGUCCACUCCAGUUUGGAGAAGGGCUUCUGGUGCAUCAACAAAGAACAGCCGUACGGUCGAGUCUGUUCCAACUAUCAUGUUCGCUUUCAGUGUCCUCCAGUGCAGAGCUACUGGACCGACUGGAGUGAGUGGGGUCCCUGCUCCACCACGGUUUGCAAUGACGUGGGAAUCCAAGUUCGGCAGAGGAAAUGUGUGAGCGCUCAGCCUAUGCCACUUUUGUUCGUACCAGCAUGUAUAGGACACCAUGCGGAGAGGAGGGAGUGCUCCACUCCACCAUGCGCAGCCAAGUGGAGUCCUUGGAGUCCCUGGGGGAGUUGUUCAGUAACUUGUGGUGGAGGUCGCAGGACAAGGAGAAGAACUUGUGUGAGAACCUCAGAGAUGGUGCAGUGUCCAGGACGACCUGCUGAGGUCCAGAAAUGUGGAAGAAGUCGAUGUCCUACCACAUGCAAGCUGAAGUGCUCCGAAGGCCAACCCAGUGAGGACUGCAGCAUUUGUGUGUGUCAAGGCCACAUGCUGUUCGGAGACAUCCAAACUGUGACCGGAGUCCCUGUGGCAGGGGCCAGCGUGGCUCUGACCAGCCACCCUAAAGUGAUCCGGACUCUUACAGACGUGAAAGGGCAGUUCACACUAUCAGGAGUCUGCUCCUCCGGCUCCACCUCCAUUGCCAUCAACAAAGAGAAGUUUGUGCCAGUGGUCGUCUCCACUUCCAGUAACGCUACAGGGAUUUCCUGGCUACGGGCUGUCCUCACGUCAGCUGAAAAGCCAUACGUUGUGAAGCACCCAGAAGACAAAGUGCGUUACGAGGGAGGAAGGGCGCUGUUGUGCUGCUCGGCUACAGGAUCACCAGCUCCAGACAAAUACUACUGGUACCACAAUGGGACGUUGCUGGAUAAGAACAUGUAUAAGUAUGGAAACGACCUUGUGCUACGAGACCUAAAGCUAGAGCAGUCCGGGGACUACUACUGCAAAACCAGCAACGCUGCAGGCAGCAUCAAGUCGUCUCCAGCUCACCUUACUGUGAUUGCUAACGGAUCACCAGCAUGCAAUGCCACUCCUGAAAUGCACCUCAUCAGAUUACCAAUGGACUGCGUUCAACCUGGCACUCACUCCAAGUACUACAAUGCUGGUCGAUGCUCUCACAACAAAUGCCCGGGAUCCCUCGACUUCGACAUGCGGUGCAGAGACGGAGCUGGAUUCUGCUGUGGUGUCCAGGAAAUGGAGAGUCGAAACAUUGACUGUGGUACCUACAAACUCCCCAUACGAGCGGUGAAACAGUGCAGCUGUCAGAGGUGUGUGCAACCUACCGUGCUGGUUCGUGGCCGAGUUGUGGCAGCUGACAAUGAUGAGCCUCUGCGAUUUGGGCAUAUUUAUAUUGGUAAAGAUAGAGUAGGCACCACAGGAUACCAGGGAGGGUUUACAUUACAAAUUACUCCAGAUACACAAAGAUUGGUGGUAAAUUUUGUUGAUCCUACUCAAACGUACAUUGACACUCCAAAGGUGUUCAUUUUUGACAAGAAAAGUGGCUCCAUCUAUCAUAAUGUGAAAGUGAUGAGAAAGCAAACACCAGUUGAUAUAAAUCCAGGAGAGACCAAUUUUAUAGACCUUGGGGAAAUUAAAGGGGAAGAUCCAAUAGGGCAACUGGUCAUUCCACCCCACUCCUUCCUUAAAGACAACGGAGAAAUCUAUGAGGGGACAGUGAAAGCCAGCGUCACAUUUAUUGAUCCAAGAAACAUAACGACAGCAGCAGCAGCCCCUGGUGACCUCAACUUUGUGGAUGAAGAGGGUGACAUGCUGCCAUUAAGGACCUACGGCAUGUUUUCAGUUGACUUUAGAGAUGAGACCAGCAAGGAGGUUCUUGGGACAGGGGCAGUCCAAGUUCUCCUUGACACGCAGCAUGUUAAAAUGCAAGAGCACAUUCCCACAAUGAAGCUGUGGUCUUUAAACCCAGAUACUGGUGUCUGGGAGGAGGAGAGUGAUUUCUCCUACAGCACAACUACUGGUGGUCAUGGACGAAGCAAGCGUGAGGAGCGCACCUUUCUAAUAGGCAACAUGGAGAUUAGAGAACGUAGGCUCUUCAAUUUAGAUGUGCCUGAAAACAGGCGCUGUUAUGUUAAAGUGCGUGCCUACAUGAGUGAAAAGUUCCUUCCUUCAGAACAAUUGGAGGGAGUUGUUAUCAGUUUGAUAAACUUGGAGCCCAAACCUGGUUAUUCAUCUAAUCCUAGGGCAUGGGGUCGGUUUGACAGUGUCUUAACCGGACCCAACGGGGCUUGUUUGCCUGCUUUUUGUGAUGCCAUGAGACCGGACGCUUACACUGCUUAUGUCACAGCCAUACUAGGUGGAGAGGAGCUGGAAGCAGCUCCGUCUUCCCCUAAGAUGAAUCCAAACAUCAUUGGAGUUUCCCAACCUUAUCUAGAUAAGUUAGACUACCAGCGUUCUGAUCAUGAGGAUCCAGCUCUGAAGAAAACUGCAUUCAGAAUUAAUUUGGCAAAGCCUAACCAGAACAAUUUUGAUGAGACAAAUGGACCAAUAUAUCCUUAUCAGAAUUUAUUAGCAUGUGAAAAUGCUCCUGUGGACGCAAACCAUUUCAGAUUUUUCAGAGUGGAAAAGGACAAGUAUGAAUACAAUGUUGUUCCUUUUGAGGAGAAUGACUUGACGACCUGGACGGGAGACUACCUCUCUUGGUGGCCUAACCCCCAGGAGUUUAGAGCAUGCUUCAUCAAAGUCAAGAUUCACGGCCAGAAGGAAGUGAUGGUCCGGUCAAGGAAUCUGGGAGGAACACAUCAAGAGACGAGGGGCAAACUUUAUGGUAUUAGAGACAUUCGCAGUACUCGUGACAUGCGAGAGGCAAACACCUCAGCUGCAUGUGUUGAGUUCAAAUGUAGUGGCAUGUUGUUUGAUCAAGCGGAGGUGGACAGAUCACUCAUAUCGUUGAUUCCACAAGGUAGUUGUCGAAGGAUUAGUACCAAUGGCCUUCUACAGGAAUAUCUCAUUAAACAUCCACCAGUUGCUCAAAACAACGAAUCGCAUGCAUUCACCAUGUUAGCCCCCGUUGAUCCAUUAGGACACAACUAUGGCAUCUACACAGUCACAGACCAGAAUCCCAGAGUUGCCAAAGAGAUCGCCAUUGGCCGUUGCUUUGAUGGCACCUCCGAUGGUUUCUCAAGAGAGAUGAAGUCAGACUUUGGUGUGGCACUGACCUUUAGCUGUCCAGAGAAAAAAAUUAACAGAGAAAGCCUCUUCCAGCGUCUGCAGACCAAUCCGGGUCAAACAUUGUCUCAGAUGGCAAGGGACAUGAGGGAAAUGGAGGGUCUGCAGGUGCAGAGAUCAUCAACCCAGGUCGUGGCUUUUCCUUCAGAGCAGCGGGGAAGGACCCAAAGUCGGCGAGCUAGUUCUGCAACCAGAAGGAGAGCAUCCAUGCGAGCACAACAGCGCCAAUAGAUGUGUCAUGAAGUAGGUUAUCUACAGUAUGUUUACCAUGAUGGUAAUGUUGAAAUGGUCAAUGCCUUCUUUUUUUAAUUCCUUGCACACUAGUGAAGACUAAUUUGAAGGCCCUACGUCUAGACAGUAACGGUUGCCUGUCUAAUCAAAAGUAUGACUUCCUGACAGAAAAACAACAAAAACAAAUUAAAAGACUGAGACAUAUGGGCAAAAUCUAGUGUAGAUCAUUUGUCUUAUAGUAACUUGAAUGCUUUGGUUUUGUUAAAUUUGUUUCAUUUCUCUUAUAAAAGGUAAUUAUCACUUGACUCUUCAUGACUUAGUGCCUUGUAUUUAUUUUUUUUUGCCUAUGUUCUAAUUUUAUGAAUGAAUAUGCAAUAUUAACAGUGGACCUAAGAGCUUUUUAUGGGGUGCAUAUGUGGGAUUUUAUUUCACAGACAUCUUUCAAUGCUUAAUCUAAAACCAAACUUUCAAACAUAAAUACUUCAGUAAACCAAAGUACUUCCUAACUGUAAGCUGCCAAUGCACUCAUACUUUCAAGAUCCAACAUAAGGUCUUUGCUGACAGAUACUGGGCCUGUUUUCCACAAAUUUGUAAACUCUUUCCACCAACAGAAGGUCAGUUCAAAUCAGUGUGGUAUGGCAUGCCAAGAUGAGUAAGAAGGAUCAUUUUAGACAUACUCAAUAAUGUUUCACCAAAAGUAAUUCAGCCAAAUGUUUGUCCCCACCUACUUCAAAUGUGCCAGACCACAGUUGUCACUUAGACAAACAUGCAUGUCAUUAGAGGCAAUUCAUGAAAGGAACAUAAAUUAUUGCUAAAGUAUGAAAUAAUUUCCUAUGCACAUUCCAGAUAAACAUACAAACAAACUAAAUAUAAUCUAAACAAUGAAUUUGUAUUUCUUUCCUCUUGCAGUAAAAGACUUAAACAAGUUUUGCAUGGUCUUUGAUUUGUUGCUGGGGUUUUUGAGCUAUCCUAAUGUUUGAAGUGUGAUAGUGAUAAUGAAACAUCAAAACUGGAAAAAUUCACCAUGUUUUAAAUUACAGCACACUGUGUUGAGUUAGUAGGUAAAUGAAACCACUCCAAGAGUAUGAUUAAAAGUUAAUGAAUCCUUAAGAAAACUCAUAUGAAAUAACGACAUAAAGAAGGAUAGAAUAAUUAAAUAAGACACAAUAUUUUGUUUAUUCAGUUUUUUUUUCAGCUUUGAAUCUGAGUAUUUUUCUUACAGCUUUCUUCUAUCAACAGUUUGAGAACAGUAAAAACUCAAUAUUAAAGGUUUUUCAUUGUAAUUAAUUGUCUGUUUUCUUAAAAGGAAUAACUAAAUUACAUUGAAAAAUGUUGUGAACCAACUGAUCGGCAAGCCAAAUCAAAUUAAAAUGUGCUAACGGUAGUAUAGCUUUAAAAGACUCUUAGUACUAGGAGCAACAUGUGACUUUUCUGGAGAUCAGUGCUGUCAAAAAUUUAAAUAUGGUUCUGCAAAUAAAGGUUUUUCCAGAGGUUAAUAGAAAGGGUUCAAAUAAACGUUAACAUACUAUUCUUUAAUAGAUAGAUGCCCAACUUUUUUCUAAACUGAUCCUCCUUUUAGUUGUGUUUUAUCCUUUCAGAUAUGGCUAUUCCACUUGCCGGCAGAAAUAAAUUAUUGAACCUGCCAGGGAUAUGGAUACUUUUGGGCUUAACUUUUCAUUGUAUGAAUGUUAUUAUAUUUCAAGAUGUAAUGAGACUGGAACUUGGUAUCAACACAUGCAUUUUCCUAUGUGACUGUGAUCAGUAUCAGGGACAAAAAAAUUGAAUAUUCAUAUAAACAAGUGACAAAAUAGUUUUAUAGUUACAGAGCAAUUGUUUGUGGUUCACAGAAAAUAGCUCUGAACUGCAGCUCAGUCCUGGAGGCCAGGGAUUUCUUCAAUUGAGCUUCUUGAAGGAUACAUUAGCUUUAAAAUAACUAGCUUAAUAGCAAGUAGUGUGUCUGUACAGCUUGGCAAAACUUGCAUUAUAUGUUUUUCACAUAAAUUAUGAUGUUUUAAUUUUAGUCUUUUUGAAUUUGCCAAUAUGUUCAUACUCAGCUUAUGUUGUUUUGUCCACUUGAAUCUCUUGCUUUUUUUGCAUCAGAGUUUCAUUUCAUUGGUAAGGCUCACGAUUCUCAGUAGACCAUUUCUUUGUUUAAGUAGCACAUUGCAUUGCUGAAACAAAACAAAACAAAAAAUUCACAUUGGUCAUGGUGUAAGUGAAUACCGUGAAAAACAAACACUUUUGGAGGCUUUGGGCAUGGAAGCUUUUUGACAAAUAUCUUUUUAACUUGAAGUCAUUAUUAGUCUUAAAACUACGUGGAAAUACAAGCCCAGAACUUGUUUAUCAUUAGUCUAGCCUUUUGUAAGCCCAUGGGAUAAUCUAUUCAAGCUGAACUAAUUUGCAUCCAAAUAGAAAUGGGAGCACCAUUGCCCUUGGGGAAACAGGAAGAAGUCGACAAGUAAAUACAGGCUUAAUGUUAAUUAGAAACUAGGACUGGCCUGAAGGUCUAGUGACACGGUUGUAGUUUUGCAAACAUCAAAACAGGGCAAUUUUCUGCAAACUAACUCAAACUCUACUUUAUUAUCAACAAAACGCUGGGCCCGAGUAUUAUUAUAAAUGAGUACACCAUGCAAGUGCUAACCAGCACACUAAGCAUUUGUUUGUUGUCAGUUUUGGUAUCACAUUUAAACAUGCUCUGCAACAGAGUGAUAUAAAAUGUUUUGAAAAUGGGCUAUAAAGAGUCUAUCUAAAUUACAACCAUAUAAACCUACAGAUACAUUUGGCAGCACUUUACAGAUAGCCCUCGUUUCCAGAACUGCACUCACAGUGACAGUCUGGGGCAUCUUCGCCAUUAUCACCACUCUCACUAACCACAAACCUGUUUGCAGAAACAUGUUAAGACUUCCAGAUGAAGACAAAAAUCUCCCAGCUCCAGAUGCUCGGUUCGCCCAGUAACAAAGAUGAUAAUUGAAUCCAUGUGUCAAAAGAGAUAAGUCUUCUAAUGCAGUGGUGUGUCAGGUCAGUUGAGGCCACUCAACAGAUGUACUGCAAAUAAAGGAAAUGUCAAACUUUAGACUUCAAAAAAAAAAAUAGAAGUGAGAUUAUCUCCUGAUGGAUUCAAUCAUUUCGUUCUUUUAUUGAAAAGGGGAAUGUGGUCUUUGGUCUCACUGUCUGUCACUUAAAGGAUCCUGAUUUUGAAAAAGUGGUUGCAGCUGAAGAAUGCAGCUGCUUUUUUUUUCUGAAAAAGCUUUGAAAAGAGAAUUUGCUUUGUCAAAAGAUAUUAUCCUGGAAAAAGCCAACUGUCUUCUCCAGGUCCCUAUUUAAACAAGUUUAAGGGACCUUUUCAAUGUUUGUCUUUAAUGGCGUGAAAAUGUUUCAAAUGAAUAAAGUGAGCCUGUUCACACUAACUUGGAUAUUUUGCAAAACGAACUCACACGUGUGUUGCGCUUACAUAUCUCAUCCACAGCUGCAGAAUUUUGUCUAAAAAUAUACAUAUAUUUUUUUAGCAAUACACUAGUUUUUGGGAUGGACUUGACACCCAACUUUUUGCCAUUCUACUACAAAAAAAUAAAUGUUUUUAAACUUUUAAAAGAAAUAUAUUAUUUUGAUCGAGUCAGACUGUGCCGCAGCAGUCGACUUUUUUACAUUCGUAUUCUACAAUUACUGGUCAACCAAAAAUAUUUCAUAAGUUGCUAUUCAACUCAUAUUUUGAGCAUCUGAAAGAAACCAACUCAAGGUCCUUUCUGACAGACAUUGAGCCUGCUUCCCACAAAUUGGGAAACUCUUUCCACUGAAGAUAAGCUAAAGAAAACUAUGGUAUUUCAUGCCAACAUGGGAUAAUUUUAGACACACCUUAUAAUGGUUUUUCCAACAGUGAUUUAACUGUCCAUCUCCACUUACUUAAAAUUUUCAAGACCACAGUAGUAACUUAGACAAGCAUGGAUCUCAUUUGUAGCAUAAAGCAUUUGAAGCAAUCAGUCUGGUGGACAAUGUAGGGAGGGAGCCAAAGAUUAAGAUGAAAGUAAUCAAAGAUGUCAACAAACAAUAGGAACAAUUAUUUUCCUGUUGUUUAUUGAGAAGGGUAUAUAUAUUUUUAAGUUUUAUUUUUAAAUGGAAUGCAUAUAAAAAUGGACAUGUUUUUGUUCAUGUUGCUGUCACAUUGUCUUUCUACCUUGAGAGAUGCAUAUCUCACUUUCAAAUCAAAGAUGUGAUGAUUUGGGAAUAACUUAAAAACACAUUUUAAAGAUUCUAAUUAUGAAAAAUUGGUUCAUAAGAGAAAGAGAGAUCAAUUUCCAAACUUCUAACAUAACAUUAAUUUACAACAUAAGAGAAAAUUCAAGUGUUUACUCUGCCACUAGUGUAUGAAAAAGCUAUCAAAGUGAAAUGGGUGCAUUGUGUUGGUGGAGAUAUGAGGCGUCAUGUAUAUCUCAGUUAAUACCUGAAGAUUUGCGUUAGCUAUGGCAUUUAGACAUGUUUGGAAUAUCAUUCAAUGCUUUUAGCAUUUCCAGGUGCUAAUGUUGUGUUUCCUCUGCUAAGCCAAACUGCCAUGUUUAGGCAACAUAUAACUUUUUUUUUUGUCUUUUUCUGUGAAAGUAAACUUCUUACUUUAGUUUAUAUAGCAAAAUAUCUUGAUUUAGUUUACCCUGCAAAGCCACUUGACCAGUGGGACAUAUUGUACUGUAUUUGCUUCAUUAAGUUCACAACUUAUGCAGAACAGAAACUGGGCUGCACUUGACAAGGAACUAAGUAUGCUUCUAGGAACACGCAAAUAAUCUAUUUUUAAAGAAAAUGCUUUCCUUAUUUGGGUCUGGUUUCAUGAGACCCUCUGGUUCAACCCAGACAUAACAAAAUAGGGUUUCCAAUUAAAAAAAAAAAAACACAGUCUCAUGAGAAUUAUCAGUGAAAAGGAAAACGACCAUGUUUCUUCUCUGUUGGUUAUGUAUUCCUUUAAGUUUUAAAGCAGAAAUCCUAAAAGUUUGAAUCAAGAAUUUCUCAGCAAGUAUGAGCAGAUUCAACUAAUUUCCUCCUUGCAUAGCACAGGUGGUCUCAGUGAGAUCAUAAUUUAUUUAGAAGAUAAAUCAGGAGCCCUUUCUUCAGUAAAUGAGGCUAAAUGUUUGUUGGUCACAGGGCCCUGGGCUUGGCAUAGAAGAAAACAUAAAUAAACCACUGAAAUCUUGACAGCACUCUGUAUUGUAUAAUUGAUGCAUGAUAAUGCUGACUGCUUUGUUUAUUUCUGACCUACAUUUUAGUGUGUAAAUUGUGUCUUGUAUUGAAUCUAUAAUUAAAGUAUGAAACUGUAAAUAAAGGUGUAAAAUGAC